AUGCCGAAUCCGCUCCUGUUCGUCGGCAAGGGCGCGGCGCUGACGGCGGCGGCCCGAGCGGCUGACAAGGCGAACGAAGGCGGCGGAGCAUUCCAGCGGCUGGGCGAGGGCCGCGGCGCGGCAAUCCGGCUCGCGUGGCCGGCGGAGGCGCUGCACACCGUGCCGCACGAGAGGCGGGCGGCGGCGGGCGACGCGGACGACCCGUUCGCGCACGGCCGUCCGAUCACCAAGAGGGCGAGGCGCGCGGCGGGCGAGCUGCGCGCCGUGCAGCACCAGGCACGUGCGGAGGCGCCCAGAGAGGCGGAGCUGGCGGCGGCAGAGGAGCGGACGGCGGAGCAGGCGGCGCUGCUGGCGCCGCUCGCGGCGACGGACACCACGGCGCGCCUGGCGAAGCGGAGGCGGAGCGCCCUCGUGGCGGCGGUGCUGCAUCAACCCAUUGCGGAGCCGGCGGGCCGGGCGGCUCAGAUGCUCGCGCCGCUCGGCGAGCACUUGAAGAGGCAGUGCGACGAGGUGGCGAAGCGGUGGGACGACUUCCAGACGGAGAUGGAGCGGCUUGACGAAGACGGCGGCGAUGCGGACAUGCGCUCCAACUUUGCGAACGGGAUGCGGGACGGGUAUCCGUGCCAGCAGCUCACCCUCGUGUUUCUGCAGUACUUGCUGACGAGCCGCAUCCGCACGCGUCGCGGCGGCAGGGGUGUGAGCUCGUCGGGCGGGGGGCGAAGACGGUGGGGGUGCAGUUCAACAUCAUGCGGAGCCACGUGUGGCCGAUCCGCGCUCACCUUCUCCGAGCUGCCGGCGGACGCGCCGGAGCGCGACGAGGUGGAGAAGCGCGACGAGGUGGUCAGGGCGCGGCGCGAGGAGGCUGCUGCGGCGCAGAAGGCGCUGGAGGCGGUGCGUGCGACGGCGCCUCCGCUGGAGGCGGAGGCGGACGGGGCGGACGGGGAUCACGAGGAGGCCUAA
Molecule: messenger RNA, 960 nt
Organism: Emiliania huxleyi CCMP1516
Lineage: Eukaryota; Haptophyta; Isochrysidales; Noelaerhabdaceae
Exons: 1
Coding region: 1-960 (319 amino acids)
Source: RefSeq, a predicted model, not a curated record